AUGAAGUUGUUGCUCCUUGUGCUGCUUGUUGCUACCACGCAACCGCUACCUAUCCGAUCGAAGGAUUCAGAAGAUGCUUUCUACCCAGUCCGUCAUGUCUACCGUAACGCCAAUGACUCAAAUCUUCGCGCCUACCGUAGUCCUGGUGACAAGCUCAAAUCCUCCCUAGAGCACUUAAAGAUGAUCGCUCGAGUCACCAACGGAAUCUACCUCCAACAUGCUCUUGCAUCUGGCUCCAUCCCUGCAGACAAACUGAUCUCCGAACUCCUCCACUUUGGAAAUGUGACAAUCACUCAAAUCGCUGGCAUCGAGAUGUCUAAGGUGCAAAAGUCGGUGGAAAUGUUGAAAGCACUUCCUGGCAGCCUUCUGAAUCCGAAUCCAGACGUCGCGGAUAUUGAGCUGACGUUGGGUACGAUUCAGGAGAUACUUGGAGCUAUCGAUGGACUUGGAGAUGUUGGGAUGAGACCAAGAGCUAAGGAGUUUGAUGCAUUCAUGACAACACUGAGUAAAACAGAUGUUGUGAUUCAAGUGGUAGCGGAUUUCGAGCGAAAAAUGCAUUCAUGGAAUGGUGCUCAUCAAGAAAUAAAAACUGUUACGGCUAUCAAUCGAGCCCAAAUCUCGUUUGAAGAUAUAUUUCAUGUUGCGAACAUAACGAAAACAUGUUUGCCAAGCCUCCAGUCCACUCUCCCACUCUGGAAAUACAAGGAGUUCAAGUCAGCCGCGGAGGGCUUGGAACCAUCGAUGAGACUAGUGGAUGCUAUAAACAUUACCGAUGAAAACAUCCUCAACCUGGUACGCACAACUAAACAAUGGACUCCCUACUCGGAGUACCUGAAUGGUGUUCUGAGUCAACUGAAUACCAUGAGAUCCAGCUACUCGGAAUUCCAAAAUGUUUAUGAUCUUCUGAUGGCUCGUAAAUCUCCUAGAAGUCGACUCGUCGAACAUGCCGCUGGUUUUUCGGAUGGCGUUUCUGAUAUUGUUUCGAUUUCGGUGGAUCUGGCGGAUCCGUGGAUGAAAAGUGUUGUCAAGUCGGAUGAGUUGACGAUUGCAUUGAAUGGAUUGAAAAGUUUAGAGGUCGUGGCAAAGAAAAUCGAAGAUUCGCUCAAGAGUCCUGAUCUCCUAUCAGACAUCACCCCUCUCUUUGAGAAUUUGGACUUGCUGAACAAGUUUGCGUUGGACACCGACAACAUCAAGACUGGAGUCACACAGGGUCAGACUGCCCCGGCUGCUUCACCAUUCAACUUGGAAUCAAAGCCUGUUACGGAGGCAAACGAUAUUCUGGAAGGUAUCGACGAGAAGUUUGCCCAGCUCGAAGCCCUUGUCCCAAAGCUUAUCCAAGCUGUCAGUGUACCCGGACUUGCUGAGAUGUGUGAUGCGAUCAUCAAAGUGUAUGAAACCAUCAAAGAUUCGAAGGAUGUGACCGCAUUUACAAAAGCAUAUACUGAUUUUAAAGAUAUGUCAAAGCUGAAGAAUCUGGUGGACAAUAUUUAUGGAAUUGUCGCUAACAUCACUGCGGUCCAAAAACCUAGAACUAUAAAGGGUGAUGCUGCAAGAUAUGUUUUUAGGACAAGUCAGUUGGACACUUAUCAUUCUACAGCUAAAACGAAGGCCAACAUCUUCGAACACUAUCAGAAUAGUCCUGGAUUGAAGUCGUUGAUCAAGGCGCAGUCGGAAAUUGAACGGAUCCGGAAACUCGAUCAGACAGUGCUGAACUCCUUCGACAAAGGAAUGGAGGUGGUGAAAACCGUGGCUGGCACAUCGGAUGACUUGAAGAAGCUGAGGACAACGAUUGAAGCAGUCAAUGGUGUCAAAAGUAAGGAGAUCGAUGGUCUGGAGGAGCUGAAGGAGGCUGGGAGACACUCGAAGACAAUCGGGUUGGCUGUCCGUGGAAUAUCCAGUAUGAAGAAUGUUUUGGAGAUGAAGUCGGAUGUCGUAGAUCUUGCUAGAAACAUCGACGUGAUCGGGCAGUAUAAGAAGGACGUGAAGGAUUCUGAAGACGUGAGGGAUCUGGACUCGUUGGUCAAGAUUGCUGAUGCAACUGAGAAGAUGCUCAAGUCACUGGACACCUUGGAAUCUACCGUAACCAUCUCAACCUCCACUGUCCUGGCGGAUCAGGCUGCAAUCUUCGAGAAAGCUAAGAUGAUCACUGGUGUCAAUGGGGACUAUAAGAAGAUUCUGGCUUCGGUGAUGAGAAUGGAAUCGGAAUCGUCUGGAAUGAGUUCGCAAGACCAGUUUAAGGUGAAUCAUGUGAAGGAGUCGCUUGAGAAAAUGGAUGAGAUGGAUUUGGACUUUGCGAGUUAUCAAUUGAGUUUCACUGCUUCGAAGGCUUCGUUGGUUGUGCUCGAUGAGUUUUUCGAUCGAUACUUCCAAAGGAUGACUGGAAUUGAUUCGGGCAACAAGAAGGAGGUGAAGAAAGACAUGACCCUUCUAUUCGUUGGUGGCGGUCUCCUGGGCACUGUACUCAUCCUCGCCAUCAUUCAUCUGAUAUUGUUCAAGUGUGCAAGUGACAAAUUCUUCACAAUCUAUCCGUUCCUAUUGCCACAACCGAAUUGGUGGUUGCCGAAAGAUACGGUAUCGUAUCUGAGAAUUGUCGUCACUGCCAUGCACACCAAAAUAGAAGAAUACCGUAACAACAAUUUGCAGAAUCAAAAAGGUGAUUUUGUUGGACAAGAUUUUUAUAAUUUCUUCAAAGGCUCAUACAUCUCGUAUUGCGUUGCUUUUGAUGAACCUUCCGGUGACAAGUUACUGGAGAUUGAUUCACAAGACAGCAGAUGUCAGGAACCUAUUAUCAAAGCGACUAUGCCGAAACUGACAGGAUACGGUACUCGAUUCACGAAUGCGAGUUUCGAUGCGAAUCUUUUCACAUUGCCGUAUAAAAAGGAGUGGUACAUCACCGAGACACCGGUCGGGUCAUCUGCUGAUAAAAAUUCGACAAUUGAGAAGUUUUGGUGGCUGGUAAUGCAGAAGAAGAGCAAGAUGGUUGUUAUGUUUGGGUUGAAGGAGAAAGGAAAAGAUAGUCCACCUGGACACCUGAAGUACUUUCCUCUCAAGAAAGGGGAGAAACUUGAAUUAGUUGGUCUCACUCUAGAGUGUCUUGAAUGUCAAAAGGACAAGAAUGGACUAUUGUAUAGAAAAAUAAGCGGACAGUUUGGUGGCAAAAAGUUUACUGUCACUCACUACUUCUUCUACAAUUGGGAAAUUUCGAAAACGAAUAAAGACACUCGCGACUUGUUGAUCAAACUUCUGAAGACUGCGCUCAGUCAGAAGUCACCGCUCGUUGUGCACUGCGAAACUGGUCGCCAGCAAUCUUCGACUUUUGCUCUCGCUGCUCACCUGAUCACUUCGGUCUUUAAACUCAAACAAUUUGAUCUGAAAGCCUCGUUGUUGGCACUGAAAUCGUCACGCUAUCAUUCCGUUACUGCUCCUUGUCAAUUUGCUUGUAGCUCGAUUUUGGCAAUGGAAUACUUUGCAACUAAUCUCGAAGUUAAAGAUUUUAAUGAUCAGAAGAUGAGAUCAAGAUACGUUACUCAUCAAGCGAGUUGGGUUGCAUACGAUGUAAUUUUUAAGGAUGACGAGAACCCUCAUCAAGUAGAUAUUGACGAUGCAGAUGCCAAGAAAAAUGAACCUACGCCAGAUGACAAGAAAAAACCCAAGUUGAAAAAAACGGAGAAGGAGCCUGCGAGCACAAUUAGUCAAGUGAACGAACAGAAUCAGCCAGCUCAACCAGAAGAAGGAGGAAGCCAACAAAACGAAGCGCCAGCUGAAAAUCCAGAAUAA
Messenger RNA from Caenorhabditis remanei, 3777 nucleotides. RefSeq lists its product as uncharacterized. Gene Ontology annotation, biological process: protein dephosphorylation. The record is from RefSeq and is a predicted model, not a curated record. The coding region runs from base 1 to 3777 and encodes 1258 amino acids. Lineage: Eukaryota; Metazoa; Nematoda; Chromadorea; Rhabditida; Rhabditidae. Gene Ontology annotation, molecular function: protein tyrosine phosphatase activity. The transcript has 11 exons.